CCCACACCCCCCCCCUGCCCUCACUAUCCUCAUUAAGAAUGACGCUCUGCCCGGAUGCACUAAGAAUUAUAAUCAUGUCAACAAAAACUUGGCAAAAAACUUAGGCAGAUACUUUUAACGAGGCUGAAAGAGUACCUUCCAAAUGAUGUAAAUACAUUUAGAAACUUAGAAAUUGUUAAGCCAACUCGGAAUCUGUUUAACAUCGCUAUUCAACCAAUGGAAAUGAAACCUAAAACAUUUUUAUACACAUUCCAUGGUAGUUUUGUCAAGAUUGUUGUCAUACAAAUUUGCAUGUUCUACCCUUUGCUCUGACAUGUCGACACAUCAAGGGGCUGAUAUCGCCAUUUAUCGCUGUAUAAUUAUGCGUCUCUCUGAUUGGAUAAAAUUGGACCUUAGCAUGUUAAUGGUCAUAUAAAAAGGUGGUCAUGGGAUUGAUUAACAAGGAAAAAUUCGAGAGCGGUUAAGAAGGGGGAAAAUCUACGAGGAUUGCUUGUGACGAACAAAAUCGGAAAGGUUGUAAUAAGAACCAUGACCUUACUCUCGAAAUUUCCGGCUUUCUGGGAAAAUAAAGGAUUCGUGAUUAACGAGAAUGGAAAAGAAAAAACUAGUCACAACGGGAGCGAGUAACAUGGCUGAUGUAGCGAGAAUUCUGCUUCUUUCUGUGUCGAUUUGGCUGGUACAAAGUGUUCGAGGUGCGAAUGACGUUGAAAUCGUCGAGCCUCGACCAAAAAGCGUCUAUGCUUUUGAGUUUGACUCAGCCAACGUAACAUGUGUCGCUUUGAGUUCCUCUGGUACAAAUGAGACUCUGAACAUCAGGUUUAUGAGAAGAGACGAUUUUUUUGACCUUCAUGAACUAAAAGAAGAUAAGAAUGUGUUCUUCAAGAGCCAAAUUCAACAAGAAGGUGAAAACAAAAAGCUUUUUCGCACCAUGGUGAUCAAAAAUUUAACACGAAAAUACGACAGUUCGUACGGUAACCAAGGAGGUUACGAGUGCCAUGCGUUUGCAGGAAACAGAUCAGUCGAUCAGUUUGCCUUCAAUGUCUACGCAAUCGAAAAGAGCGAAGUUCCUAAAGUCACGGUCACACCGCACGUGCAAGUCCUGAAGAACGAUGAGGACCUCACGCUCUUUUGUAACUUAACCAAUAGAGGAAGCGAUGGAACCGACCUGGAAAACAUGUUUUGGUUUAAAGAUGGUGUGUUGUUAAACAGUAUUCCGAUCGGAGAGUCAGAAAAAGUUACUCUUGAGCUCUCACUAAAGAUUGGAAGUGUGGGUGUUAAAGAUGGAGGAAUUUACUCGUGUCUUCUGGGAGUAAAAUUGAGAAGAGUUCUGGAACACAAUGUGUCGGAUGACGCUUUGAUUCGCAUUGCGACCUGGUUUCCAGGAAAGCAUGCUAAGACAAAUAUGCACAAUGUUGAGCAGAAGUCAUUCAAAGGUGAUAACAUGUCUUUUGAGUGUGCAGCCAAAGGCUUUCCUCUAGAGAUCGAAUGGAAGCUGAAGAAGAAAAACGAGGACACCGUGCAAGCCUGUAUAAAUGGCACGACAGAUGAACGCUACAAAAUUCAACGUCGUACUGCUCACGACCCCUAUGUUCUCACCAUAUCUGACGUGCAGUACUCUGAUCGCGGAUUUUACUACUGUUGUCUUCCCUCAAACUGCUCUGAUAAUGUCAAGGAUAACUGUCAACGAUUCGUCCUCCGCGUCAGAGAUCCUCUUGGUGCGUUGUGGCCAGCUAUUGGGAUCCUGAUUGAAGCCAUUGUUCUCUUUGCGAUCAUCUUCUUUGCUGGGAGAAGAGAGAAGAAGAAAGAGAAACACUUUAAAAGGAACUAACGUCGACAUGGGAAUCAUAUCAUCCCUUCCAACGCAUGACAGUGAGACAGAUAAGAACAUCAUUCCACGCUAGAAAAAUAAGUGGAACUCAGAAGAGCGAAGCUGUUCUCAGAAAAGACAUAAAACGAAAUGCUCGCCAACAUAGAAAAGAAAAAUAAGAGCGUGGUACCCGAUAAAGAAUUAGAUAUUACUUGAGACGCAUGAGAAAAAUUUUAAUGAUAAUAUGUACAAUAAUAAUAUAAUUUAUUAAAUAUAUAUUGCGCAAAUAUCAAAAGAUCUCGGAUCAAAGUUUUUAGAAAUUUCUUCUCCAGUGUAUUUUGGAAUACCUCCCAUAUCGCUAGACUAUUUUGCAAUCGAUGCUAGUCUUUUUUAGUGUUAAUUCUUUUAGAAAUAUUUCACUUGCGGUGGUUGGUGGUCGAAGAUAACCUCAUAUUUAUAAUUCGGAUAAACCGCGCUUAUGAAAUAAGCCAUCUUUUUUUUUAUUGAAACGCAGAGGUGAUGGUCACUGGUCACAUCGUUUGUAAAAUACUGCUUAUCAAUAAAUUGGUGAAAAUAAUAA
Messenger RNA from Stylophora pistillata, 2387 nucleotides. Its product is annotated as basigin. The record is from RefSeq and is a predicted model, not a curated record. Gene Ontology annotation, biological process: cell-cell adhesion; B cell receptor signaling pathway; B cell differentiation. Gene Ontology annotation, cellular component: B cell receptor complex; external side of plasma membrane. Lineage: Eukaryota; Metazoa; Cnidaria; Anthozoa; Scleractinia; Pocilloporidae.